AUGGCUUCAGGCUCUCAGAGAGUCUCUCUCAACUUUCUCCAGGGUGUGGAAUCUGUCUUCUUCAUCCUUCAGAUCAUCUCUGUCCAGGCUGAUGGGAAAGUGUUUGCACUCGAGUCCAAGAACAACUCUCAGAGUCUGGAUUUAGCUGAAGCUGAGAAAGCUUGUGUUGACCUGAGUGCUCGCUUAGCAACUGCUGAAGAACUGAAGAGGGCUAUUCUGGACUGUUCUUUUGCUGGCUGCACCACAGGAUGGCUCGCUGGUGGCUCCACUGGGACAAUUAUAUGCAGAAAGACGGGCAGCAAACAGCAGAGCGGGAAAGCCAUUGAUGUUAGAAUUGAAACCGGUCCCUUUGUGAAUGACCAAUAUGAUGCUUUUUGUGUAAAGGAUGAAGACAAGCCCUGUGGGGACCCCCCAUCCUUCCCCAACACCAUCCUACAUGGCCACACCGGCUUUGAAAUGGGGGACGAGCUGCUGUACAUCUGUGCCCAGGGCUACGUCAUGGGCAACAAGGAGACGGCGUUCACGCUGCUGUGCGACAGCUGCGGGGAGUGGUACGGGCAGGUUCAGGCCUGUGUCAAAGAUGAAACCGAGGCACACAUUGACUAUGAAGAUAACUUCCCUGACGACAGAUCGAUACCGAUGGUUGAGAACGAGCGCGUCAAUGGCAAAGAGGAAACUGAGCAGGAGCAAGAACAGCUUUCCAUCAGCAAAAGUUCAGAGGAAGGAAGAAUUGGAGGUAGCAAAGGUGUUACUCAGGACAUGGACACCUCUGAAAAAGGAAGCAGGGCACCAACUGAGUCCCCUGUGUCACUCCUAAGCCAAAAAAACCUGUUUUGGUUUCCAUCAGAGGCUUUCAGUGAGCCUGAAUCGGAGAAAGACACAGACGAUUACACCAAAGCACAGUUUGCUGAAGGUGACAACUACAUCGGAACCAAGACAGCCUACAAUGAACCUGGUGCCAAAAUGUUUUAUGACAGUGAGGAUUUCCCCAUCGGGCCCAUUCUCACAACUAACGAUACAAAGGCAGAGAUAGACGCGGUUGCCAUCACUGACGAGUCGUGGUUAGACGGCUACCCGGUCACACAAGAAGUGGUGGAGGAUGAUGAAGAGGAAGGGGAUAAAGUUGAUGGCUCCAUGGGAACAGAGGAUGACCUCAUCCUCACGACUGACCAACCGAAUCACGUGGAAGUGAGAAAACCAGGCAACGGUAGCCCAGCUCCAGAGGAAGGUUUAACCCAGGUCGUGGCAGCGACGACGAGGAUGGAAGAUGAAGGGGCCAAAGAGACGCUGGCACCACUCCCAUCGGUGAGUGAUCUGGAGAACUUCAGCACAAGCAAGGGUUAUGAUGACGCUGCUUGGGACCACCCAACUACAUCUCUGGAAACGAUGACCCAGGAGCCUGGUACAACGAUAGCGUUUGACGCAACCAGCUUAAAAACAUCCACGUCAGAAAGCUCUGUGCUGGUCAGCCCUUCUGAUCACACUCCCUAUGCUGAACCAAAAGAAACCACCGCCUCCCCAGAACAAGCAGCAACCACUGCCCCAGCUCCAGAGAUCAUCACUGACACGUCAUCCCAGGAAUUAACUGAGCAAGAAAAUCUCACCCAGGGCCUUGGAGAAAAGCCCGUCCCCACUCCUGAGCCGUGUGAGGGAGAGGGCUGUCCCAAGGCCAGCAAAGGUGCCAUCAUAGCAGUAAUUGUGAUUCUCCUCUGCUUGUUACUGGUUGCAGCUGUGCUGGCUGUGUGGUUCUUCAAAAAACGCCAGCAGAAAAAUUCUGUCUAUAAACUCAACGGGAGGUGUCAGCCUAGGCACCAUUGCUACCACCACUACCACCACCAGCACAUCGAGAUGCAGAAGGUCUAA
Colius striatus (speckled mousebird) is the source of this 1863-nucleotide messenger RNA. RefSeq names its product sushi domain containing 5 (gene SUSD5). The coding region runs from base 1 to 1863 and encodes 620 amino acids. The record is from RefSeq and is a predicted model, not a curated record. Lineage: Eukaryota; Metazoa; Chordata; Aves; Coliiformes; Coliidae. Gene Ontology annotation, biological process: Notch signaling pathway; cell adhesion. Gene Ontology annotation, molecular function: hyaluronic acid binding. The transcript has 5 exons.